AUGAAGCACGCAGGGCGGACUUCUCGAUGGUCUGCGGACACCACUGCCCGUAACAGCGAUUGUACUGUGGUGAAUGACGACGAUGGCAACGCUUUUCCUACUGCUGUCACGUCUUUCAUGACAUCUGAGCAGCUGGAUAUUCUGGUGGCUCAUCUCCGCAUCCAAGAGAUCGUGCGCAUUUUGCGCCUUCCCGAGUCUUUUAUCACAUUGCCCAGGAUUUUUCUCGAAUCAUCAUCUGAUCCGGAAUACGACUGUAGCGGUCAUCGCACGAAGACCCCGGCUCAACGUUAUCGCCAGGCACUCGAGUCUGAGAGGCAUGGCUUGGUCGAAAGGGCGACUGGCCAGCUUCCCUCGUACCAUCCUCCAAGGGACUAUCGCCGCCCUACCAGAUUCUCUGGACGGGUCCAAGUUCCUGCGAAAGAUUAUCCCAGUGGCAAAUUCGUCGGCCAGAUUCUUGGACCGAGGGGCACCUCGCUCAAGGAGAUGGAGGCGCGUCUUGGCGUCAGGAUAUUUGUCAGGGGCAAAGGCUCGGUCAAAGAAGGCAAAAGCCGCUCCAUUACGAGUGAACCGCUGCAUGUACUCAUCACAGGCAGCACGCAAGGCCAAGUCAAUGAAGGCAAGAAGGCCAUUGAGCAGGUGAUUGACACGGCCAUCUCGAGUCCCGAGGUGAACAACUUCCAGAAGCAGAAGCAGCUUCGAGAACUAGCCAUCAUGAACGGAACAUACCGAGACGACGAAGGACGCCUACGUGGUCCUUCGCGUCUGGUGAAAGCAGCUCCCAACGCCCAACAUUCGGCACCGGAUCUUUCCCGUCACUUUGGUGAUGCUUUUGAGCAGGAAUACCGGCAGCUACGGAAGGAUGUGUCAGCCAACGAAGAGCAGCCACAGGUCCUGGAGAAGCUGCCUCCAUGGAGGGCUGACCGUCUCUGCCAGCGAAGUUAA
Emericellopsis cladophorae is the source of this 942-nucleotide messenger RNA. Its product is annotated as branchpoint-bridging protein. Gene Ontology annotation, biological process: regulation of mRNA splicing, via spliceosome. The transcript has a single exon. The record is from RefSeq and is a predicted model, not a curated record. Gene Ontology annotation, molecular function: mRNA binding. Bases 1 to 942 code for a protein of 313 amino acids. Gene Ontology annotation, cellular component: nucleus. Lineage: Eukaryota; Fungi; Ascomycota; Sordariomycetes; Hypocreales; Bionectriaceae.